Molecule: messenger RNA, 5221 nt
Organism: Artibeus jamaicensis (Jamaican fruit-eating bat)
Lineage: Eukaryota; Metazoa; Chordata; Mammalia; Chiroptera; Phyllostomidae
Gene: SMYD1
Product: SET and MYND domain containing 1
Exons: 10
Coding region: 55-1527 (490 amino acids)
Cellular component (GO): nucleus
Molecular function (GO): protein binding; histone H3K4 methyltransferase activity
Source: RefSeq, a predicted model, not a curated record
CAAGAGCCUUGGCUCUGCGUUGAAAAACUGCGGUGCUGCCUGAAAGACUGUGAGAUGACAAUAGGGAAAAUGGAGAACGUGGAGGUCUUCACUGCUGAAGGCAAAGGCAGGGGUCUGAAGGCCACUAAGGAGUUCUGGGCCUCGGAUGUCAUCUUUGCUGAGAGGGCUUAUUCUGCAGUGGUUUUCGACAGCCUCAUUAACUUUGUGUGCCACACCUGCUUCAAGAGGCAGGAGAAGCUCCAUCACUGUGGGCAGUGCAAGUUUGCCCGUUACUGUGACCGCACCUGCCAGAAGGACGCUUGGCUGAACCACAAAAACGAGUGUUUGGCCAUCAAGAGACAUGGGAAGGUACCCAAUGAAAACAUCAGGCUGGCUGCACGCAUCAUGUGGCGGGUGGAGAGAGAGGGCACUGGGCUCACAGAGGGCUGCCUGGUCUCUGUGGACGACCUGCAGAACCAUGUGGAGAACUUCGGGGAAGAGGAGCAGAAGCAGCUGAGAGUGGACAUGGACACCUUCUUGCAGUACUGGCUGCCCCAGAGCCAGCAGUUCAGCGUGCAGUAUAUCUCACACAUCUUUGGCGUGAUUAACUGCAAUGGCUUCACGCUCAGUGAUCAGAGAGGCCUACAGGCAGUGGGCGUGGGCAUCUUCCCCAACCUGGGUCUGGUGAACCACGACUGUUGGCCCAACUGCACCGUCAUAUUUAACAAUGGCAAUCAUGAGGCAGUGAAAUCCAUGUUUCACACCCAGAUGAGAAUUGAGCUCCGGGCCCUGGGCAAGAUCUCAGAAGGAGAAGAGCUGACGGUAUCCUAUAUUGACUUCCUUAAUGUCAGUGAAGAACGCAAGAAGCAACUGAAGAAGCAGUACUACUUUGACUGCACGUGUGAGCACUGCCAGAAAGGGCUGAAGGAUGACCUUUUCCUGGGGGUGAAAGAUGACCCAAAGCCCUCUCAGGAUGCGGUGAAGGAGAUGAUACAGUGCUCCAAGGAAACACUCGAAAAAAUUGACAAGGCUCGCUCUGAGGGCUUGUACCAUGAGGUUGUGAAAUUAUGCCGGGAGUGCCUGCAGAAGCAGGAGUCGGUGUUUUCUGACACCAACAUCUACACGCUGAGGAUGCUGAGCACUGUGUCAGAGGUCCUCUCCUACCUCCAGGCGUUCGAGGAAGCCUCACACUACGCCAGCAGGAUGGUGGAUGGCUAUAUGAAGCUCUACCACUCCAACAAUGCCCAACUGGGCAUGGCCGUGAUGCGGGCGGGGCUGACCAACUGGCAUGCUGGUAACAUCGAGGUGGGGCACGGUAUGAUCUGCAAAGCCUAUGCCAUUCUCCUGGUGACACACGGGCCCACCCACCCAAUUACCAAGGACUUAGAGGCCAUGCGGGUGCAGACGGAGAUGGAGCUGCGCCUGUUCCGCCAGAACGAGUUCAUGUACCACAAGAUGCGUGAGGCUGCCUUGAACAACCAGCCCAUGCAGGUCAUGGCUGAGCCCAGCAGUGAGCCAACACCAUCUCUGUUCCAUAAGAAGCAAUGAGGACCUGCCUGGUGGAGGGGGCACUGUGGCUGGGGGACUGGGGAGACAUUUUGGAGGUAGUAGGGUUCUGGGGAGACCCUUGAUGAGGAAGUCAGAGUAAUGCUCAACCUUGUUGCUAUGGGAAUGCACUGCUCUGUGUUCCCCUGUGUCCUUUUGGUUAAUUUCAACUCAGUUUAAUUUAAUCAACUCAUUCUAUAGCUCCACUCAUCCUACCAAUAUUUAUUGGAUAGUGGACCUGAGAGAGAAAGAAGCUCCAAAAGUAGCUGGGGAGGCAAAAUGUAAAUAAACAGAGCACUGUGUAAUAACAAAUGCAAUGGUAAACAAUAUAGAGAGAGGGCAGUAGAAGGCAUGGCUGGUGUGUGUGCGUGUGUGUGUGUAAUGCAGCAUGGCAUAUCACGGAGGGGAUGACAUCUGAGCUGAGGGGGCAGGUGCUUGAAGUCUCAGGGGGCUGCUCACCCAUCUGUGCAGGUAUCUCUGGGCUGCUCUCACCCAUGGUCUGGAAUAUCCAGGAUUUGGCAGACUGGGUUGGGUGAUGUCUAGUUUCUUUAGGUAGGUGUGGAGUUAUGAAAAAGUGGCUGUGUUGGCUGUUUAGGUUCUACCCAGAGAAUUGAAACCUCUUCAGAAUGGUGCAUAUGCAGGGUGAGAUGUGGGCUUGAGGCCUCUUUUUAAAGUCUGGUUUCCAAGUAUUCUGAAACAUUUUCUAAAACACAGGGAGGGAAUAUCUCCUUUCCCCAACCUCACCGCCAAGCCUUGUGAUUCCCUAGGACAAUAUCUGAGAUUUUUCUGGCCAUUGGCCUGUUAGGAUUUAAAUCUUUUCAGGGUGAAGCUGAGGGAGAAACUUGGAAACACAUAUAUCUGAUGAUCUCAGGUCCAGUAGAAUUGGCCUUCGUGGGUUUUAUUUGAUUACAUCUUUAUCAUCUUUACAUCUUCAUUACUACCACUCCCUGUCCCAGUGAAUCUCUAUUCUUAGUAAUAAACAAUUAUGGCUUGCCUUGCUUAAUUUAUUUUACUGUCCAUGUGCUGGGCCCUGCUCUUCUCAUAAAAGGGAACAUCUAAUCUGGACUCUUCACAUCUGGGGUAGGAUCUCUUUGGGGGUGUGACCAACUUGCCUUCAUUUUCUGGAAGGCCGCUUGGUUUCCACACAAGAACAGGAAUUAAUGAAUCUAACUCUGUUAUUUUUCUGGGAUUUCAAACCUCUCACCAAUGUUUUGGGGAUCCUGGAGCAGAGCCAUCCUUUUAGGGGAAUCACCAAGUCUCCUCCACCUGGGGCCUCCUUUGACCCCAGAACUCUAGCUAACAAGUGAUGCUCCGAGGCCCAAUAUUAGUCAUUUCUGCCUGAAGUGUUAGCUUCUCCAGUCCCACCCUUUCAUCUUCAGAAUGACCUGCCACCUCCCUGUGCUCCGUCCAAAUGGCUCUGCAAGUGUGCCAAAGACUUUCUCUGAAAACUUGGCAAGCGUGCCACCUCUUUGCAGAACACUCGUGUUGGUAUUCAGCUCUUCUUUGAGGAUACCUGUUCUUCAGAAGCCUUCACAGGAAGUCUGACAGUUCUGCCAAGCCUCUACUACAGGCCUGGAGGUGGCACCAGCAUCCUCCUGGGGACAAAACUGGCACAGUCAAAUGACCACUCUUCCACUCAUAUAAAACCUCCCCCAAGCUGUCUUUCCUCCUUUGUCACUGUUGUUUGGUCAUUCCCCAUAUCAUGAUCCCAUUUUCCAUCCCCUCUUCCUCAUACUUAGCGUCUUCUGUGUCCCCUUGACAAAGCAUCUAACCCUCAUGUCUCACAGAUUUUUUAAUUUACUCAUUCCUAUUUUUUUCAUUAAUACUCUCUUCUGACCACACCCUGGGCGCUGUCAUCACCCAUCACUUCUCCAUUUUUAAAGUCUAACUUUCUGGUUAUUGCUCCUACCCUUUCUCUUUCUCAGUCCCUUUUUUCUACCCCAGACUACUCUAUGAUGUCAUGUGUUUCACCCUCCUCCUGUCUUCACUUCCUUCCAGCUCAGCUGGUCCUCUAACCCUCCUUCCUUUUUGCACAUUCUCCCUUCCUGCUGGACAGAGUCCCAACCCUGGGUUAAUUCAAGUGUCUUGUUCUUCCUCUUCUGUACCUGGAAAUGUGAGCUCAGCCAGGAAAAGAGCAUGGCCUUUCUGAGCACAGGUGCCUCUGUGGGCUCGCUUCUCCUCUCCAACUUCAGCUGGCUUUUGGGUUCAGCUUAGAAGUGCUUCAUGUGCCACUGAUUGGCUCUCCUUCCCUUUUGUCAAAAAGCUAUUUUAGUCCUUCAGCCCUGCUCUCAAAUCCUCUGCUUUUGGCAUCUCACCUCCUGCUUCAUGGAGAAAAUGGAGGCCAGAACAUGGGAUUCCCUCAGUUUCCCCUCCCUGUAUUCACACUCGUCAUGUCUGCACCCAUCCUUCCCUCCCCUUUCCUCCUCCACCUGUACUCUGGACUCCUUUCUCCUCUACAUCCUUGGGGCCUUGCUUCACUUAUUGCUUCUUCUCCACCCUGGGUCCUCGACAUUUCUCUGUUCUCUGGCUUCUUCAGUGCAGUCAGCAAAUGUGCCAGGGCUAAUCUUCAAUCAUAACCUUCACAGCUGAGUAUUAUUUUAAAGGACUUGUCUCUCAUAGUUAUUAUCUUCUUUUCUUCACUUUUCACUUCUUCCUGAAAACACUGCAGGCUGGUUUCCUGAACUCCACUAAAAUAGAUUUUACCAAGGUCAACUCUAGUGAGUACUUUUUAGGCUUUACAUCAUUUGGCAUCUCUGCAUUAGCUGACAGUUCCAGAACUUGAUUUCUGCAACACCAUUUCCUUGUGAUGAUCCUUUGAUGUGGUUACUCAGUCUUCUCUAUCCUUGUUCUCUGCAUACCAUGACAUGUGGGUAUUUCCUAUAGCUGGCUUCAUUUAUUCUGGUUACUCUUAGUUUAUUUUCAUCUCAGUCUGCACACACGCUCUGCAUGAGCUCAGCAGGCCCUUGGUUUGUUCACCACCUUGAGUCUGAUAUUCUUAAAUUCAUAUUUCCCAAUCUUGUCCUUGAGCUCCAGCCUCACACACCCCCUUGAACGUUCUACAGGUACAUCGAACUCACCACACUCAAAAUAAAACUUUCUCUUUCCUUUCUCUUCUCUCCAGCUCUUCCUCCUUAGCACACUACCUGAGAACCCCGGACUUCUUCUGUUGAAUCCUAGGUUUCAGUGAAAUCCACUCACUUACAGGUCCUGAGUGACCCAUGUUCUCCUGCCUUUCUUUGAGUUUUCUAUAUCUAAAACACCUAAAACCUGCCAACUUUUAUUUAUUUUUCAGUGUUCGGUUUGGAAAUCACCCCCUCUGUGAAGCCGUCCCCAAAUGCCUUUGAUUCAGCUGGCUACCUGUCUGGGUCUCUCUCUCUCAUAUUACCCUAGAAUCUCCCAUUAUAACUCUCUCCUUAUGGCAUAAUAAUUGCCUUUUUAGUUGCCUGCCCCCUCCAUUAGAUUGUGAGCUCCUGGAGGACAGGAGCUGUGCCCCUUUAUUCAUCCGUCUUUGUAUCUCCAGAACCUCGUACAGGUUCUGAAAUAUAGUAGGUGCUCAGUAACUGUGUUGAAUGAAUGAGUGAAUGAGUAAAUGAAUGAAUUUGCUUAUUUCAGAGCAGAAGAGACAUGAACUGUGUAUUUUGAGUUUUUAUGUUAUAGCCAUCAACAAAGGCCAUUAAAUCCACUGUUUCCAAACAAA